AUGGUAUCCAGCCAAUCAUCCGUUCUGUCGCUGUUCUUAGUGGCUUGUGGCUUGUUGAUGCUAGGCGCAAGGAGCCAGCAACAUGUACAACAAAGAACAACAAGCAGAAAAUCUGGCAGUAUUCGAAGAAACUUGGGUGCUGAUUGCGAGAAAACUUGCAAGAAUGCCCCCUUCAAAGAUUUGGAGUAUUUUGAUGGUGAUGUCCUGCUAAAGCCAGAGGAAAUGUUGGGGCGACUCAAGAGGCAUCGCAAAAUGUGGGUGGAGGAACAACUGAAGAAGGACUAUGGAGAUGAAAACUACAACAACAUGUUUGAGCCAAUGGAACUACAAACAGAGGAAGAAGUUCAAGUCAGUGCUGGACGCCAACGAAUCUUUCAAGAUCCCGCCAUCUUACCAAAGACCAAACGUCCCGACCGAGAGACACUGCCCACAGAAGGACCAGCAUGGAGUAGGAUGGUUCGGAAAAUUCAAAUGAAAGUUUUGCAAGUGCAGUUGGGUGUCUUGGAGGAACGCAAAAAUGCUCAUCCCAUUUGCCUGGAUGACUGCGCCAAUGCCAACGAUGAGCAAAUAAGCAAGAGACGAUUUCUUGAUAAAAUCAAACCAUCGGGAGGUUUCUAUUCAAAGUUCAUCUGGGCUACUGGAGGGCACAGUGCUUCGGCUGGCCAUGGCAACUUAUUCCGAGAAAGCUACACAGCAAACAUGGAUCGGGCUUUGACACCCAUUCUGGCUAGCAUUGGUUUGGAUUUUGAGGCUCGUAAUUAUGCAAUGGGCGGUACUGACUCUGCUGAGGAAGUUGCACUCUGCUGGAAUUCCAUCUUUGGAAGAGAUGUUGAUGCUAUCAGUUGGGAUUAUGGCAUGACCGAUGGACAUGAUUUGUGGAAGGUGACCAUGUAUGCCUACAAGGCUGCAGGGAUCUCUCGCAUUAAGGAUUCUGAAAGCUUGUCGCAACCAGGAAACAUUGGCCAUCGUCCCGCAUUCUUUCCAAUUCAUCAGCAGGGUGGUGUCAACAUGGUAGCCGAGACGAUGCAAAAUCUGGGAAUGGCUUCUCUCGCAUACAAUGAUGUCUACAUGCGUGAAAAGAUACUCUCAGUGGUGCCUGAUAUGUUUGCGUUAAAUGACCAGCAGAUUGAAAGCACACCAAAGUAUGUGCAGUACUUGAAGUGUGAGGGGAAGAUUGAAUCUGGAGAUCCAGGCUGUCAUGACAACAAAUUCAACAAUUCCGUGUGCGAUAACAGAAAGGCGCGAACAAGCUGGCAUCCAGGUUGGAAGUAUCAUGCCCUAAUGGGCAAUCUCAUGGCCAUGACAUUUCUUGAUCUCUUUGAGGAUGCCUUGCAAGGACUGAUUGACAUGGAGUGGGACGUAGCAGGGGAUGACUUGGAUGCUGCCAAAAAGAUUGUGUUGGACAAACUUCAGUCUUUGGAUCAGCAAGAGCAGGAAGACUACGACGGGAUCUUCUCGAAACCAAUGCCUGAGGAAUUCACGCCACACAUUCAACGGUGGUGGUCUGAAUCCCGACGAGCUCAUCUCCAAGACAUGCCCGUUGAAGAUUUCUUCAAGGAGACAAGUUUUUGCCAUUCUGCCCUCUUGCCAUCUGAAAUCCGAUUCAAGGGUCUCGUGACAGAAAACUUUACCAGUGUUGGCACCAUUAUGGAUCAAAGCUUUGAGGAAGGAACUUCAUGGAAGCCAAUCUUUAAGUCUGAAAACCGCCACUUUGGGGGAGAAUCAGAGCCUGUACCAUACGAGGAUCCCAACCCAGAAAAGAACAAUGGAAUCAUGAGGUUGGUAAGGGAAGAUGGUCAACGUCAAGAAUGUGAAGAGUAUGUGAAUUUGGAUUACAAGGACUACUUCUAUGCUGGUAGUGUGGCAGACUGGCAGACCUUGGUGCUGCCAAAUGACUCUGAGAAGAAGUAUUACACUGAGUUUGAUGCAGCCAAGAGCAAGGGAUGGAUUCUGGUAUGCCUGACAAGGUGUGAUUGGGGCCGAUGCCCAGAAUCAGACAUUCACUCCUACUUUGGAUGGGAGCGACCCCGACUUCGGGAGGGAGAAGAGCCACCAUCAGCAGAAGAAAUAGCCAAGAAAGGCACAGUGGAAAUGACCAUCAAUGGUGUCCCUGUGACAGAAGCCUCUGAUAUGCACACCUGUUAUUCCUUGAAGCACAAGGAUGGCCAUGUAUGGAAGCCAAAUUCCAAUGGCCAGUAUGAGAUCAAAACCCGCAUCACGGGUGCUGAAUCUCAUGCCUUUAUUCGCUUCAGUGCCGUUGUUCUUAUUUAG
Seminavis robusta is the source of this 2271-nucleotide messenger RNA. The record is from the annotation of a GenBank genome assembly. NCBI's taxonomy places the organism in Eukaryota, Bacillariophyta, Bacillariophyceae, Naviculales, Naviculaceae.